AGUUGUUACUGCUGGCACGAUGGAGGUCGUUUCGAACAUAAUCACGGUAUAUUUACCGAACUAUUUUAGUAAUUUGCCAGUUCCAAAAUCGUUAUUUGGUUUUGCAAAGUUAUCUGUUGUCGAAUGGUUUUCCCUUGUACCUGUGGUUGGGACAGUAUCUUUGCUUGUGUACGUUACUUCACAAGCUUUUAAACCUAAACCCCCUCCAAAGAAACACCCCGUGAACCUCAAGAUUCAGAAAGAAACACCAAAGGUGGUGAAUUUGGUGGAUAUGGAAGAUCUCGCUGACAAAGUCACCUACUGCAGAUGUUGGCGUUCAAAGAAGUUCCCUCUUUGUGACGGCAGCCACAACAAGCACAACGAAGAAACAGGGGACAAUGUAGGGCCCCUUGUGCUGCGGAGAAAAGCUGCAGCAUAGAUGGAGUCACUACUUAAGGGGAAUUGUUACCUUCAGGAAGGACACUUUCUGUUGUUAUGGAUUAAAAUCGUGUGAAUGUGUGAAAAAGAAUCGACAUCUAAAUAUAUGACAAGACUGUCUUUCGUAAAACUUAGGAAAUAUCAAUUUUAUGGAUGCCUUCUUUUCUGGUUGUUUGUUUGUUUGACAAUACUUUAGAGGUCUGUUGAUGUAAAUAUUUGAUAUUUCAACUUUAGUGCUACCCAAUAUUUAUGUUGAAUUUUCCAUCUGUUAAAGGUAGUUAUCAUAAAAGUGGUAUUUUUCUGCUAAAUAAUGUUGCUGAUACUGAAGUAUUUCCUAUACAGCAUAAUUCCAUGGCUACUUGUUAAUGUAAAAAACUGGCAUUGGUCAUAAUAAUUGCUCUUUUUGUAUCAUCAAAUAUAAAUAAAAGGAUUUCAACAGGGUUUCUCUCAUAAUGAUACUCCUAUAUGUAUCCAAAUACUUACUUGAAGUCCCACUUUGAAAAGACUUCACUGUCACAAUAAUAAGCUGUAUUUGUGUAAUUCAUGAUGCACCCAUAAUUCAUUAUUGUGAAUUUGAUUGACUGAUUUGUUGACCCGGCUGAAUGUUGUCAUCCUUGGUCCAGUCGGACACUCUUUUUGUGUACUGCUAUUUAAAAAACGGUUUUGCAAAUGAUCAUGUGAAUUGAAAUCAUUUUAAGCUUAAAUGCUGCUAUUGAAUAAAACUGUUUUAAAUACAAGUGUACUCUGAAAAUAUUGGAAUUAAGAAAUUAUCAAAUAUAUGAUAAUUUGAUUUUAAGAUCGUUCAAUGUAACAUGAUUUAUGCAAACUUAAAUUAAGGGAGACAACUUGAAGCAAAAAUAUAUAGCUUGAAACCUAUUUCUUGCAUCAUCCAUGUUCAUUUAUCAAUUAGAUUUGACAUCAGUCUAUCAUUGAUAUUUUGAAAAAAAUUGUAUAUUCAAAAUAUUGAGUGCUGAAGUGUAUGUUGAAAAUAUUUAAGAUGAUAGGAAUAUUUGUUCAUUCCAUUUUCUAAUUAUUCAGGUAUAUUUGUAUGUUUUUAUAUUGAAAAAAAUAUCAUAGCAUAUUUUUUGUGUGUCAAAUACAACAGUAUGAUUCAGGUUUAAGAUUUAGUCCACUAGUAUUACGUCUGUAGUUCUCCGGUAUUGUUGUAACAGGGCAUGUUUUGCAGCCAAAGUCACCGUUGUGGAAAUAUACCCCUGAUAGCACAACAGCAGGAUCAUCUCAUUUUGUAAUAUUCAUCAGGUUUAUAUCUAUAGACGUAUUUCAAUAAUAAGAACCAGUCUUAACAGUACUACAAAAAAAGGUCAAUUUAUUCUCAUUGUAUAGGCCUAAUAGAAUAAAACCCUUUUCUCUUGUAUAAAUUCACAAAAUUAUCUCAUGUGUGAAUCACCACUAUUCACAAGAUUCCUGGUGUGUCAAAAGCAUCUUUGAUUUCCCCAAAAUAAUUUAAAUAGAUAGUGGAUUCAAGACUACUUUGUCACUGAUUACUGUAAAUGUGAGGUUCUACGGUUACUUCCAACAUUGUACAUGAACUGGUUUGUCAAAUCUUUUUUUCAAAUGUAAUAUUUCUGGCAUACAUCUUGACAGACCUGCAGAUGUCAAUACAGGCUUUGAAAGUCUUUAUCAAGGAUCAUCAGAAAACAACAUGAAACCACCAGGUCCGUCCUUAAUUAUUUCAUAAAUGAACAACUUUUGACCAAUUUAUCCAACUGAUAAAAGAAAACUGCCUAAAGGAUUUUCUUGUUUCAUUCAUAUUCUGAAAUUAACUAUCUAAAUCACUUCUGAUAUAUAAUUACUGUGUUAUGUUUCAAAUACUUUUUCAUCAUCUGGUUUACUUCUUAUCCACAGCGUUAGUGUUUGGUGAUAGAUCUUCUUUAUUUUCUUAGUCUCUUAUGAAUUAUCAUAAUCUGAAUAUUUUCUUAGUCUUUAUGAAUUAUCAUAAUCUGAAUAUUUUCUUAGGCUCUUAUGAAUUAUCUUAAUCUGAAAUCUCUCUAUAAUGGGAAUGUUCUUGAGAAAAGUCUACCCAAGACUGGUCAUAUUUGAAUUGGACGACAGCUGAUAUAUAGAAUUCUCAUGUGAAGAUAGAUUGUAUACUGUUGUAUACAGAAUGUAGAAUAAGAUAAGAGAUUCAGAAGACAGCAUAUAUACAGAAUCUUUACAUAAUCUUUAUGUACCCCAAAUUUACUGGUUAAAUGGUUUUGUAAAUUGUUAAAAUUGUCAUACUUUGAUUCAGUGUUUUGACUUCCAGUGGUUGUUAAACUGGGAAAGACUUCUAACCAGUUUGUUAAUUUCUUUUUUCUUAAUGUGCACACAUUUUGUACUUUUUUAAUAAUGCUGAUUAUUUUGAAUCAUAGAACUCUUAUAAGUAACAAAUGAUCUUAACAUCAAUCCAUGGGGAUAUACAUGGUGCAGUUUUUCUAAUUACAAACUUCUAUCAAAAUGUAAUUUCAUUCACCUUUUUUGUUCUAAUUACUUGUACAAACUUCUAUCAAAAUGUAAUUUUGUUUAGUUAAAUGCAUUUUUGGAAAACUUUGUUAUUUUGUGCUUGAGCCUGGUUAAUUUGUAUACAUUGGGUUUUUAUGUAAAUUGAUAAUAAAAAAUGUUGCAUAUAUAUUAAUA
Molecule: messenger RNA, 3054 nt
Organism: Pecten maximus
Lineage: Eukaryota; Metazoa; Mollusca; Bivalvia; Pectinida; Pectinidae
Product: CDGSH iron-sulfur domain-containing protein 2 homolog B-like
Exons: 3
Coding region: 20-418 (132 amino acids)
Biological process (GO): regulation of autophagy
Cellular component (GO): intracellular membrane-bounded organelle; mitochondrial outer membrane
Molecular function (GO): 2 iron, 2 sulfur cluster binding
Source: RefSeq, a predicted model, not a curated record